AUGUUCCCACCAGAACUUGAUGGCGUGCGAACAGCACUUCACCGAACUACUUCCCAAAAACUUGUGAAAUUCUUCGUUUUGUUGCUCAUCGCUUUUCUCGUUGCUCGAUUCGUUGUCGUAACUGUCAAGGGCACCGUGACACUCUUGAUCACCUUGGUGAAGACGUGCUUGAUCGCCUACAUCCUUGCUAUCAUGCUCUAUCUCGUCGACAAGAUGGUGAACUAA
Messenger RNA from Fusarium fujikuroi IMI 58289, 225 nucleotides. RefSeq lists its product as uncharacterized. Bases 1 to 225 code for a protein of 74 amino acids. The transcript is spliced from 2 exons. The record is from RefSeq and is a predicted model, not a curated record. Lineage: Eukaryota; Fungi; Ascomycota; Sordariomycetes; Hypocreales; Nectriaceae.